GAAACUGCAGUUGUGAUCUUACAUGCGAAGAAACCUGCGAUUGGAUUGGAGGGCCCUGGCGCUGCUGGGCGCCCUCCUUUCGAUUAUCAUAGCCUGGUCGGAUGUGGUGUUUGCCAUGCCAGAGCUAAGGACGACUUCGAACCAAGAGACAAACAAUACAAAUAUGAAUAAUACUAGUUAUAUCAAUAACAGUAGCAUCAACAAUAGCAAUUAUCAAUUGCAUACUAAUAGUAAUAGUUAUAUACAAAGUGAUCAUAGUCGUAAUAGUCGUCUCGUAGUGCUGAAGAGUGAACAUAGUAUAGAUCAAAAUCAAAGUAUUAGUGCUGAAUUUAAUAUGCGAACGUUAAACACAAUAAUUCAACCAACUGCCAUUAACACGAAUACAUCAACAAUGACAACCACAACCACACCAACAACAACAACAACAUCAACAUCAACAACAACAACCCCAACACCCGUCGACAGCAGCAGCACAGCAACUAUUGCAGAUGAGCUUCAACAGUCAGAUCCCUUGGGCUUUGUCUUCUCGGUGGCGCCGCGUGAACAUUUAGCGAUACUUUCACGCACUGAGCGCAGUAUUAGACAUCAGAAUCAGCAUCUGCAUCAUCAGCAAUUGCAUCACAGGCAUCAGCAACAAUCGCCUGUUGCUACUGCUACUGCUGGCAACAGCAACAGCAACAGUAACUAUAACAAUAACAACAGCAAUUUCAUUGGUUCGAAAUCGAAAAGACUGAAUAACUCUAGAAAUAAUCUACCCAUAAAUAGCAGUAACAACAACAAUCCCAACAUAAACAGCAGCAGCAGCAGCAGCAGCAGCAACAACAAUAACAACAAGAACAACAAUAAUCCCAGCAGCUUGGAUCGCAACGAACGUUCAACCAACCCCGUUACGGAAGAAAAGAAGAGAAUUGUACAGAUAUAUAUUAAGAAUCGCUUUCUACAACUGCUGCCAGAUGGCACUGUAAAUGGCACACAGGACGAGCAGAGUGAUUACAUCAUACUGCUACGCUCUUCUGUGGGUACGGGGGGUCACAUUAAGAUACGAAGUGUGGCAACCUGCUUGUAUCUCUGCAUGGAUGCUUGUGGCACAGUCUAUGGCUCGAGAUCCUUCACCGACGACUGUGUGUUCUACGAGAACAUGGAUCCAUCCAGCCACAAUUUCUACUCCUCCGCAUACAACUCGAAUGCGAGGCGGACAUUGUAUUUGGCGCUAAAUCAACAUGGGGCACCACGUCGCACCAAACUCCCGCCCAACCGAACAUUGGGAAGCCUCUCAAAAUACAUGAGGGCGCUCAGCGAGGCGGUGCCGGAGCAGCGUGUGGAUGAGCUGAUUGUCAAGUAUUUUGGGCCGAUUGGUGUCAAUCAUAGCAUGCGCGGACGCUGUGAUAAUGGCGAGGUGGAGAAACUGCCGACCCAUGCUAAGCACUUCCAGUCGCCACCACAACCACAUUGCAACAGCAGUAGCAAUAGCAGAAGCAGCAGUAGCCGCAGCAGCAGCAGCAGAAGCACCAGCAGCAGCAGCAGCAGCAGGAGAAGCAGUAGUAGUAGUAAUAGUGGCAGUAACGUUCCUGCAGACAGCGCCAGCAGCCUGAUUAGUAUUAGUAACAAUAGUCAAAGCGACAGCGGCCAUAUUAGCAGUAACCUUAGCAGUAGAAGUAGCAGUAACAAUAAUAAUAAUAACAGUAACAGCAACAGCAACAGCAACAGCAACAGUAACAGUAACAUUGGCAACAUUGGCAACCAAAAGAAUAAGAGGAAGAAGAUGCGCAGGUGUCGGCCACAUGAGAAUGAGGAGCAACACAAUUGCCAUAGGCGAAUCGGAGCUGGAGCCGAAGGUGCACCGAAUGCUCUGCGCAAGUUUGGCACCAAGGCAAUGCAGCAAUGCAGGGAGCGACGCGAGGAGGCAAUAAAAAAGGGCUUAACGCCGCCCAUCUGUCGCAGGAAGCCGGGUGCGGUUGGAGCAGCCAAUGCUGCCCACAAUCUGCAGAAUGGUCAAGCAGCCGGAGCCGCAGCCGCAGCUAAAGGCGCAGUGACAAAUCCGCGUGGCAGCAAAAAGAAACCGCCCAAAGCAGGCGGCAACAAUCAGCGGCCGAAUACAGGCGCCAAGAAGCAGCGUGCUGGAAAUGCCAAUGCAAAACGCACUGCUGCCAAGCGACAGCAGCGUCUGCUUCAGACGACGACAACAACAACAACAACAACAAGAAGAACAAUAACAACAACGACAACAGCAAUGGCCAGCAGUCUGGCAACGCCUGGAGACUUCAAUAGUUGGCCGAGCAGUUCCCCAAUGCCCGCCUUGGCGCUCAGCGAGACGAGCGAUCGGGUGGAGCGCAAUGUGCGAAUGACGCCGAUGGCCACCGAGCACGAUGAGGACGAGGCGGCUGAGGAGGAGGUGGAGGAGGACGAGUUUGAUUCAUUGGAGGAGGGCAGCUACGAGGAUGCCACACUGGAGGGGCAUGUGCGGGGCUCCGCUGGCGACGAAUCGGUCUACUUUGAUCCGCUUGAUUUGUGAGUUUGCCCAAAAAAUCAAAAACAUUACAAAAAUAUUCUAACUUCAUAAUUCUCUACCAUGCAAAAUUUAAUUCGUUUUUUUUUUGUUUUUCAAAAUUUACCCAAAAAAAAAUUCUUAAU
Messenger RNA from Drosophila grimshawi, 2631 nucleotides. It is a transcript of the gene bnl, whose product is annotated as probable cyclin-dependent serine/threonine-protein kinase DDB_G0292550. Gene Ontology annotation, molecular function: growth factor activity; fibroblast growth factor receptor binding. Gene Ontology annotation, biological process: fibroblast growth factor receptor signaling pathway; positive regulation of gene expression; regulation of cell migration. The coding region runs from base 23 to 2512 and encodes 829 amino acids. Gene Ontology annotation, cellular component: cytoplasm. The record is from RefSeq and is a predicted model, not a curated record. The transcript has 3 exons. Lineage: Eukaryota; Metazoa; Arthropoda; Insecta; Diptera; Drosophilidae.